Messenger RNA from Leptidea sinapis, 5119 nucleotides. Its product is annotated as nonsense-mediated mRNA decay factor SMG8. Gene Ontology annotation, biological process: nuclear-transcribed mRNA catabolic process, nonsense-mediated decay. The coding region runs from base 301 to 2736 and encodes 811 amino acids. The record is from RefSeq and is a predicted model, not a curated record. The transcript is spliced from 13 exons. NCBI's taxonomy places the organism in Eukaryota, Metazoa, Arthropoda, Insecta, Lepidoptera, Pieridae.
ACAGUUUAGUGUUCACACAUGUUUACACUUUACAGUUUAUUGUUUACUGUUUUGGUGGAAGUUUAGAGAUUUUUCGUUAAAAUCUUGAAUUACAGAAUAAAAUAUAUGUACUUUGUGGUAUAAAAGGCGACCGCGAUUCUUUGACCUUCUAAAUAUUUAUUGUUAUGGUAGUGUUUACGUUUACCGGCUUAGUGUUACUUUUGAAAAUUUAACUUAACAUUUUGAGCUUCGAUUUCUAGUAUCGAGAAGUACAUCUUUCUAACUAUUGGUUUGCAAUAAUAUAAAAGCAGAAUUAGCAAUAUGAAAGUGUUUUCAAUUCAUGAUAUACCGGAUUUUUCUAACAAGGGCCAUAUAGUCGUAGUGGGGAUUGUAGGAAAAUCUCCUCAAAAUUAUCCAAAUAAAACAUCGCCGCUAUUAUCUUCAGUGGCUUGCGAAGAUAAUGGAAUUGAAUGCCACUGGGAUGAAAGAAAAAGUAUUCUUUAUCUACAUGCUAUUACAUAUUUGGAUACAAACAGAUUAUUGCAGCUGGCUACAAACCUAGAUGAACAAUCUAAAAGUUCUGUUCCUGAUGCGGAUGCUGCACAUUGGCUUGUGGCGUCAGGAGAAUUAGCUGUGGAUGCUUGUAAAACAAUGGCGCUGCUGUUCCACCUGUGCCAUAUUGUUAUACUGUCAUCUCCAACAUCUGUGUUUGACAUGGGAUACUUGCAAUUGUUUAAAGCAAUUGAUGCUUAUAGAAACGAAUUAACAGGUCAGACUACAACAGCUCUAUUGGAUGCAGGACUGAGCGGCUCUUGGGAGACACACGGCCGGACCUGUUGUCCACGACUCUUGUUCCACUUUCGCAGAGCACCGGCACCUCUCCGCCAAAACCCAGCUGCAUUGAAACGGCUGGAGCAUGCCGUGGAAGAUCAGAUUUACUUCAUAUUGAGAAAAGCGAGAAUUAUUACGAAUGUAUGUGCAAAAUCCCUAUUUGCAAUUCCGAAAAAUGAAGAAUUCGUGUACAUUAGUGCUGAAGAGAACAAUGGCAACGCCCGCGAUAUGAGCUCGUUGGUUCGCGGCCUGGUGCAGCUGUGUUCCGGAAUCGAACCCGAGACUACAGCACGCCAGAGUUUCCGCCAGUUCCUACAGACACAUUUAGAUCUAGCUUUCGGAGAGGGCUUUGAUGAUAAUGUCGGGAAGUAUGCUAUGAGCACGUCAUUUUUUGAGCUGCCUAAUGUCAGUAGCUGGUGCGCCGCGGCUCGAGCUCUCGUGCCCGUGUACUUGAAGGAUUCUGCACAGCUGGAGAAUGAGAUAGAUGUGGGAGGAGCUCUGUUCGACGCCCUGGCCACCGAUGUCAGAUUCUCACAGGCCCGGUGCGCCAAAGUGCUGCCGAUAGCUCAGGCUUCGUAUGCUGAGGGUCUACCUUCUCAUUACUCAAGUCAACAUCAUGCACAUAAAGUGAGCGUGGCCCUGGGGGUGGUGGAGGCCAUGGCGCGAGGUCCCCUUGCGGGCGGGGCGCGCGCUCGUCUGCGGGCGGCCUGCGCCGCCACCUGGCGCACCCGCCGCCUGUGUGAGGCGCCUUCGCUCACGUCUCACCCCUGCGUCAACCCUGAACACGACGGCAGCAAGGAGCACUCGUCGGGCGUGCGCUACGUGAGCGCGUGCAACUGCGGGCGCAGCAAGUGCUCGCGGGACGACCCGUACUCCGUGCGCGCGGCCAACUGCGCCUUCUACUCGCUGGCGGCCGACGAGUGCGGCGUGUGUCCCACGCUGACCGCCAUCGCCUUCCCGGUGUUCCAGCCGUCCACGCCCACCUUCCGAGCAGCAUCAGUUAAAGGCUCUGCAGAAGAGAAUCAAGAUCAAGAGCGUUGCGAGGGAUCCGUGGAGUCUGCUGGAUCUCCAGCCAGGUCCGGCGGAUGGUCUCCCCACGAUGAGCUGUCGCCAGGGUCUGAGAAGGAGGAUACACAAGAGUUAGGGGAAGCUAUUGAUGUCGUUCCAGUGAGCGAAGAAAUAACAUCAGCAAAGGAAAGCACACUGAGCCGACAGCCGUCAACCACGGAGUACCUCCCUGGCAUGCUGCACCUGGACAGCCCGGCCCACCUGCUGCCAGCCUUCCCGAGCUGGUCGCUCGUGUGCCUGGGCCCCUCGUCUCUGUACUCCCACUCGAUGGGUCUGCCCGAGCACCUGCAGCCCGGCUUCCUGCCCCACACCAACUAUCUGCUACCCUGGGACUGCUCCCUGCGAAUCAUGGAGUCGAGCAGUAACGUGUGGCGAGGCAGCGCCCGCGGCAGGGUCCGGCCAGGCUCCACCAUCACUGUCAAGAUAUUCAUUGGCUUCGAGUACGAAUGUCCUCGAGGACACAGGUUCAUGAUGUCGUCCCCCGACACGGUGAUGAACGGCGGCAGCGGCUGGGGUCGCGAGGGCUCGGGCGCGAAGCUGGCCCUCAGUGAGAUGCCGCUGUACUGGGCGUGCCUGUGUCGCCCCAGCGCCAUGUUGGCGCAGCUCACCCGGCUGCACGUCGUCACGCCCAAGACCAACGUCAACGUGACGCUCGAGCCCAGGGUACAACCGGUUCCCGGAGGUCCCGUAUUCAUCCCCCAGAGCUCCGAGGAGGGUCCCAUCAAGCUGACGGCCUCCACGUACUGGAUCCUCCGGCUGCCCUACAUAUAUGCGGACGAGCGAGGACCCAUACAGAGGCCUAGGACUUCGCCCGCCCCUGGAUCCAUACUGCCGCCAAUUUUUGGACUACAGGAAUGACAUGCGAUCGACGAUGAUGCUCUGAUCUGAUUUUGAGCAAAUAAAAAUCGUCAGGUGGUACUUUUGCCACAAGCAUAGGUAGGCCAUGGGUUCUGUACCCGUUGGGGUAUAAUACCUAUGUGAUCGUCUUACCUUGUAUUUUUUCCUAAAAAAAAGCAGAGGUUUGAGUCUUACUUCACUGUGGUCCAUACUAAAGACUUGGAAUAUUAAAAAAAGUGUGUGUGUACUUAUGUAUGCACGCAAAAAGUUGUACUUCUUUGGCCUAACGAAGCAAAAAUCAUUAAAACGAUUUAUUCCUCGUGCUAUUCUAUGUUUUUAGAAAGUACAAUUUUGUAAAAAUCUUGCAAAGAUUGCUUUGACAAUUAAUAAUUAAAUUAUGAAUACGGCUGGACGGGCUUCAAUCCUUUGCCUGUCCUAAUAAUGGACGAAGAAACCAAAAAAAAAAAAUAAAAACCAAUAUCGCAACCGUCAGAAAAUUUUAGGAACCAACUUCACCACGUUACUUUUGUGUUACAGUGAUGGACGCGCAUCUUAUAAUUUCACUCUCAUCAUUUUUUCAUAACGCGCCUAAAGAAGUAUAACUUCAAAAAUCAAUUAAAUGAUAUGAUAUUUUAUGCUCGUAUCUCGCCCCGACUUCGUAAGGCUGCUCUUUUUAACAGCAGAUAUCGUUGCAAACCAGCAUUGACUACAAAGUACCAACUUUUACAUUAUUGUGAUAAUAUUAUACAAUUUACUAGGAUUAUAAUUUUUAUAUUUAUUAUCAAGUCAAGUAGUUUUUGAGAUAUUCAUUUCAAGCAAAAAUAUAACUCAUUCCGCAAUAAUAAUAGGUAAAUUAAUAUAGUACUCUAAUAUAUAGUAAUAUAAUAGUAAUAUAUAUAGUACUCUUUGAUUGACAUUGAAUAAAGGCAUAAAAGGCAUUUAUUUUCUCAAAAUUAAUUCCUUAAGAAUUCUUUUUGAUGUCAUUUCCAAUAUACUAGAUACUACCACCUCUAUGGAAACAAAUGGCGCUCUGAGAGAGAAGAAGCGGCACAAAUAACUCACACAGCAUUUUUUUGCGCCCUUUUUAAUCAAACCUACAAUAUUGUACUGUCAUUGUUCUCACGAAGCCUACUAGAAGUAGAAGAAUACUAUGUUACUUAAGAAGAGUUAUUAGUCUUUGGCCAUUCUUUCGAUUGGCAUCAUAAGAGUAGGGGUGUUUUUUUUUUACAUUUAAGUCGGUUCGAUUCCCAGACGAGGCAAGUAAUUUUUAGAAAAUCUUUGAAUGCAGAAUACUAACUUUUAAAAAUAACAUAAAGUCUUCUUUCAGUAAAAUAGCCUAUCUUCGAUAUUUAAGGUACUUUCCCUUCAUGUCCCAUAACUUUGGGACACCCUGUAUACUUUGCUAUCAAUACUAUCACAGACCCUAAAUGGGCUUUAGCGUCACAUUUAUUAAACAAAUAAAUAGUAUGGUUUACCUGUGCUGCGUUGUAAAGCAUAAUGAUUUUUUGGUAUUAUAUGUCCUAUAGGAUUCGGUUUACCUGGAAAGUGAUAAAAUGUUAUAAUGAAAUGACCAAGUCUUUUCAUUAGGUAGACUAACUCGUCCCUGAAAAGUGCGAAGUCCUGAGUCAGUACGAACAACUAACUGUUGUUUAUCAAUGGGAGGCUUCUUAACACAGGAUGUCGUCAAGUAGUAUAUACAAGCAUUGUUAACUGUUUCUUUGUGAAGGGUAGCUCACUAGCUACUACCCAUGAGACUUGAUGAGGACAAUCACAGUGUCGCUCAGAUGGAUUUUUCAAGAAUUAUGAGCGAUUUCCUUAAAAAAAAACUAUGUUUCAAAAUAUUUGUGUAAAAAACAACCGACUUCAAAAAAGUAAAAAAAUAUUAAUUAUGUAUUCUUCUACAACUACGUUAUCAACUAUUUUUAGAAUUCUCCUAAGUAAAAUGGAAUGAAAAAUAUUAGAUAACUUAAAAGUCACUCACAUUAUUACGAGAAUAUAAUCUAGAAACAAUUAUUGUUAUUUUUGGAUGAAAUGCUUUAAAAUAAAAAAGAAUCAUCAACAUCGGUUCAGCCAGUUGAAAGUUUUGAGGUUACCAACAUAAUAACAGUCUAACUGAGAAUCUCCUUCAUUUUUGAAGUGGGCUAAAAAUAUUUUAUAUUUAUUUCGGCCAUCUUGGAAUUCGCCAUCUUGAUUCUUAUGUUUUUAUAGUGGCAAUACUGACAAACUUUCAGCUGUUAACUAUUGCGAUUUCUGAGAUACGGACUCGAGUUUCCGUCGGUUAACCUUUAUGUAAGAAACCUAAAAAAGGGUGUUACUUUUCCUUUUAUAAGUACGAACAACUAACAAUAACUAUGUAAUUAAUUAUUUAUAUUAUGGUCUGUAAAUAAAAGUUGCUACAUAAAAA